AUGGGCGCCGAGGCUCUGCUCCGGCAGCAGGAGCCAUGGUUCGUCUGGCUGGCCGUUCUUGGUUCCCUCUACCUCGCCGCCUUCGCGUGCCGCCUCCUACACAUCUCCGGCAUCGCGCUCUGCCUGCAUGGGCCGAAGGAUCUUCGCCGCUACGGGGCGUGGGCCGUUGUCACCGGCCCGACGUCUGGCAUCGGCCGCUCCAUGGCCCUGGAGCUCGCGCGGUGCGGCCUCAACAUCGUCAUCGUUGGCCGCGACCCCGCCAAGCUCGAGGACAUCGGCAGAACCGUCUGCGAAACCCACAGAGUGCUGACCAAGACCGUGCAGUUCGACUUCUCUCUCGUCACCACUCCUCAAGGGGAGGAGGCGAUGGUGAGGUUCCGGCAGGCGGUGCAUGGGCUGGAGGUGGGGUUACUGGUGAACAACGCCGGUGUGGCGACGCCGCACGCGACGUACCUCCACGAGGCUGACGCGGAGGCGUGGGUGAGGAUGAUACGGGUGAACCUGUGGGCCAUGACGGAUGUGACGGCCGCCGUGCUGCCCGGCAUGCUGGAGCGGCGGAGGGGCGCCAUCGUCAACAUCGGCUCCGGCGCCGCGGAGGCGUUGCCUUCCUACCCUCUCUACUGCGUCUACGCCGCCUCCAAACGAUACAUUUCUCAGUUGUCUAGGAGCCUAUACGUCGAGUAUAGGGGCAAGGGAAUCGAUGUGCAGUGUCAGGCCCCGCUGUAUGUGGACACGAAGAUGGUGACGAACAUGGUGACGCGAGGGGGCCUCCUGUCCUAUCUGAUCUUUCCGACAUCGGACGCGUAUGCCAGCGCGGCGGCGCGCUGGAUCGGGCACCGCCGCCCGAUCUGCAUGCCCAACCUCGGCCACCGGCUGCAGUGGUGCCUCUCCUACUUCGUUCCGGACCGCAUCCUCGUUGCGCACCGCCUCCGCGAGAACCUCAGGCAGCGGGUCAUCUUCCAGCAACUCAGGUCAUCAUCAGCCGAGAACACCGUCGGACGUCGUUAG
Messenger RNA from Hordeum vulgare subsp. vulgare (domesticated barley), 1008 nucleotides. Its product is annotated as very-long-chain 3-oxoacyl-CoA reductase 1-like. The record is from RefSeq and is a predicted model, not a curated record. Gene Ontology annotation, cellular component: endoplasmic reticulum. The coding region runs from base 1 to 1008 and encodes 335 amino acids. NCBI's taxonomy places the organism in Eukaryota, Viridiplantae, Streptophyta, Magnoliopsida, Poales, Poaceae. The transcript is spliced from 2 exons. Gene Ontology annotation, molecular function: ketoreductase activity.